UAGCAGAAUCCCUCCCUCUCUUACAACUGUAACCCUAAUGAGCAUUGUGUUACUCCAGCAAAGAGUGGUAUAGUUUCAUUGUGAAUAUGUUGUAAGCAUAUGAACAUGAUUAUGGAUAAUGUCUCACUGAUAACAGUGUUAAGUCUUUCUGGGUUGAAUGAGGUCACAAACUACAGAGUGGUUCUCUUUACCUCUACCUUGCUUUGUUAUUGCUUGAUACUAACCAUCAACUGCGCUCUGAUUCUCACCAUUGUCCUGGACAAAAGCCUGCAUGAGCCCAUGUACAUUUUGUUGUGUUGCCUCUGCAUUAACGGGAUUUACGGCACAACAGGCUUCUACCCCAAAUUCCUCCUGGACCUGCUGUCUUCGUCUCACGUCAUCUCCUACAACGGGUGUCUCGUGCAGGCCUUUGUGAUGUUUUCGUUUGCCUGCAGCGACCUGUCCAUUCUCUCCGUCAUGUCCUACGAUAGAUACCUGGCUAUCUGUAGGCCCCUGCACUACCACCGUUAUAUGAACAAGCACAGGCUGUCCCUGCUGGUCUUCUUCUCCUGGUUGAUCCCUUUCAGCUUUAUGGCAGUCUGCAUUAUUCUUACCUCCCGGCUCACGCUGUGCAGCGCCAAGAUCCAGCGACUGUACUGCGUGAAUUGGGUCAUCGUGUUGCUGGCGUGCCCGUCGAACAACACCACACCGAACAGCAUUGUGGUGUAUCUCACCAUGCUGGUGUACGUUUUCCACGGGGUGCUGAUCGUCUGGUCCUACAUCUACUUGGUGAGGACGUGUCGGGGCUCCAUGGAGAACAGGAAGAAGUUCAUGCAGACAUGUGUGCCCCAUCUCACCUGCAUGCUCAUCUUCGUGUCCACCGUCAUCUUUGAUAUCAUGUACAUGCAAUUUGGCUCAAAAAACAUCGCUCAGUCACUGAAGAACUUCAUUGCCAUAGUGUUCCUGAUUAUAUCCCCGAUCAUGAACCCCGUCAUAUAUGGAUUCAAACUGACCAAAGUACGCAACAAGAUAAUUUUUUAUUUAAAUGUUUAUAGGAAUUACUCAUAACUGAGGGUUCAUGUGUUGACAAUAAUCAUCGUAGAAAUAAAUUUAGAUUGGUCUAUAUCUGUUUAUUUACACCAUAAUGUAAAGUGUAGUAUCGUUUUAUACAAAGAGGUGAGGUGAUACCACAAUAAUGCUUGAACAUAUCACAUCACACAUUUCCUUUGCUUGCCUUUUGCUUGUUGCAUGGUAAAGCUU
Molecule: messenger RNA, 1239 nt
Organism: Gadus macrocephalus (Pacific cod)
Lineage: Eukaryota; Metazoa; Chordata; Actinopteri; Gadiformes; Gadidae
Product: olfactory receptor 6C1-like
Exons: 1
Coding region: 100-1047 (315 amino acids)
Biological process (GO): G protein-coupled receptor signaling pathway
Cellular component (GO): membrane
Molecular function (GO): olfactory receptor activity; G protein-coupled receptor activity
Source: RefSeq, a predicted model, not a curated record